Molecule: messenger RNA, 984 nt
Organism: Scheffersomyces stipitis CBS 6054
Lineage: Eukaryota; Fungi; Ascomycota; Pichiomycetes; Serinales; Debaryomycetaceae
Exons: 3
Coding region: 1-984 (327 amino acids)
Biological process (GO): mRNA splicing, via spliceosome
Cellular component (GO): catalytic step 2 spliceosome
Molecular function (GO): protein binding
Source: RefSeq, a predicted model, not a curated record
AUGAAAUAUCGGUAUGUCAGAGCCUACGAAAACUCGUCCAUAAAUUCUUUCUGCGUGGUUCCAGGCACAACGUCAUCAGAUCUUGUUCUUACUGGAGGAGGAAAUGAUUUCCGCAUCAAGUUAUUCAAGCUAGAAGUUCAGGAUUACCAGCAAUCACAAUUAGUGUUUCCUACAUAUCAUACCAAUUCGAUCAAUGCCUUGGAUUGUUCGCAGGCUGGGGAUUUCUUCAUUUCGGCGUCUCAACAUAAAAUUGUCGCUAUCGACAUGGUAACCCAGAAGAAAAUAUGUCAAUUGACUAAUACUCCGGUGUCAAUUCGAGAUGAAGUUCUCGAUUGCAAGUUGCUCAAUGAUAACUUGGUGGCUUCUUGUGGAGUCAGUCACCAUUUGAAUUUAUUUGACUUGAGACAAUCCACAUACAAGGCUAUUUUCUCCAUCAACAUGGGUAACGACAACUUGAACAGUUUGGACUGCAAUCGUGUUAUGGGCACAAACGAGUUCGACUUCACUACCGAUUCUGCCUCUGUAGGAAGUUCAAAUGGAAACUUGUACACCGUAGAUUUCCGCAACCAGCAGUUGAUCACAGACUCGUUUCUGGAGUUGGGAAGCAUAAUGGCUGUCUCUCGGAAAGGCGAAACUCGAAGUUUAAUCACUUUAGGUGACGGAAGUGUUGUUGGCUUCGAUAAUCGUGAAAACAAACGUGCUUGGUCGUUUAAUAGAGGAUCUCUGUUAAACUACAAGCUCAAUUCAGAUACUAUUCCCCAAUUCAAGUAUGUGAUUACAUGUUCAGAAACAGGUCAAUUACAUACUUAUACACAUGAAGGGAGACUCGUCCGUAGUUUGACUAUACCAUCUCUAGACUCUAGCAUUGGAGAUUCUCCAGAAGCUCUAUUGCUCAAUAUUGUUCAUUACCAAAAAGAACAAAACCGAAUUUUGUCGACCAGCGGAAACGGAAUUAUACAUCUCUGGGACGAUGUCUUUUCGUAG